UGCUCGGGGGUCUCGGGCCUAAGGGGACGGCGAUGGGCGAUGGGACUCGGCCUGGCGGGCGCCGGCGGAACCGCCGCAGCCAGGUGCUGCCCCGUGGGAAGAUCACCUCGCAGGCCUCCCUUGCCCCAAGUGGUGAGCAGAUUGGGAUGGUACCCCGGGAAGCCUGUGAGCCUGCCCAGUGCCUGUGCCCUUUGCUGGCCAGCCCCCAUGCCAAGGAUGUGCUUCGGAGAAAGCACAAGAGGAAAAGCCGACAGCACCAGCGGUUCAUGGCCCGGAAGGCCUUGCUGCAGGAGCUGGGGCUGCUGAGCGCGCCCCCCGAGCCAGGAGCCUCCCCACAGCCCACGCCGUUGCAGGCACCGCCAGGCACUGAGGCUGCCAGCAGCGGGAGGCAGCGUCCAAGGGCUGACUCGGGAGGUGCCCCGUGCAGCAGAAAGCCCACCCCCCGGGAAUCCACUGGGCCCCUGCCCAGCAAGUGCGUGGCUAUCGACUGCGAGAUGGUGGGCACGGGACCGCGAGGGCGGGUGAGUGAGCUGGCCCGCUGCUCGGUGGUGAGUUACCACGGCGACGUCCUGUACGACAAGUACGUCCGACCUGAGAUGCCCAUCGAGGACUACCGCACUCGCUGGAGCGGCAUCACUCGGCAGCACAUGCGCAAAGCCAUCCCCUUCCAGGUGGCCCAGAAAGAGAUCCUCAAGCUACUGAAGGGCAAGGUGGUGGUGGGGCAUGCCCUGCACAACGACUUCCGGGCCCUCAAGUACGUCCACCCUCGGAGCCAGACCCGGGACACCACUUCCGUCCCCAACCUCCUCAGCCAGCCCGGCCUCCACACCCGGGCGCGUGUCUCUCUUAAGGAGCUGGCCCUACAGCUGCUGCACAAGAGGAUCCAGGUGGGCCGGCAUGGGCACUCGUCCGUGGAGGACGCCAUGACGGCCAUGGAGCUCUACCGGCUGGUGGAGAGGCAGUGGGAGCAGCAGGCCCGUAGCCUCCGGACCCACCCCGAGGACAGAGAGCCUGACAGCAGCACAGACAUGGAGCAGUACAUGGAGGACCAGUACUGGCCUGAGGACCUGGCCCAGGGCACCAGCGGAGAGACAGGGCAGACACAGAACAGGAGGGUGUGAGGGAGGAGAGGUUUGGGGGGGGCCUUCCAGUGUGGCAAGUCUGGAAGGAGAGCUCCGGGCGCUUCCGCUGGGCAGGGCAGGCUGCAGCUAGCCUUCCCCGGGUCCGAGAAGCCGGGGUCAUCUGUCCUCUUGACUCCCUGUGCCCAUGGCACAGCCCUCUCUCCCGGACUGCUGUGGGCCCCCCACCCCACCGGUUUUGCUAAUCGCACUUUACAGGUACCAUAAAAAUGUCCGGUGGACUAGCUACUAGGGCCUCCACGGGAGCAGGGUGUGCCAGCCAACAGGCUGUCACUUCCCCGCCCCCAUGCAGCGUUAUCUAAACGAGAAUAUCUCCCUGGGAAGGGUGGGGUGGGGCUCUCAAUCCAGGUGUUCCCUCAUCUCAGCUCCUGUUUUCUCUGCCACCUACCUCUCCUCAUUGUCACUUUCAGAACAAACAUCUUCCCUUCUCUCCGAAUGGAACUGGCUGGCUCCUGGAGGCACUGGGCUGGGGUUCAAUGGAGUAGCAGAGCCCACAGGCGCCUGGGGAACUGACCCUCGCAUGCUUGGCACCAGGAGCACCAGCCACUAUUCCAGGAGGAGGGAAUGUGUAUAAGAUUUGGGUGGAGACUGGCAUGUUUAUUUUGACCCAAACAGGUAUUUCUAGGGCCUCCUAAGCAAAAGCCUGAGAAACAAGACAGCAGUUUGAAUUCUGGGACCUUGUGAAGAGCAACCAGUCUGCACCUCUGGUGCGGCUGAGACGCGGGCAGCUGUGCCGUGUGCUGGCCGUCAGGCUGGCGCCCCGUCGGGCACUUUGAUAAUCACUGUGGUGGUUGGGCUUUCUCCAAACUUCUAAAAGUAUUCUCUGUGGUUAUUUCACCCCCACCCGUCUUUUGUUGUUUUCUAAGGAGGCAAUUUUGGGGUACUGGGGUAACCAAGAGCUCAGGCCAUGAAGACAUUUGAGCCCCAUCAUUGCUUAUCACUUCCUAGCUUUGAGACCUGAGGCAAGUAUGUGACUUCGCUCUUGAGCCUGUUCCCUCAUCUGUUAAAUGGGGACAAUGAUAUGACCUACCUCACGGGGUUGUCAAGAGGAUGACACGCGAGCUCCCGGCACAGUGCCUGGCACACAGUGAUCCUGGGUCCACAGGAGCUGCUGUUUUUCUUGAAGGAUUAGUUUCAGCCUCUUGGGGGUAACCCCCGAACACGCCCCUCUGUCCUUGCUUGCCUCUUCCAGCAGGUAGGGCACUGGGCCGGGGCGAAGACAAGGCGUGGAGGCUGAGGGUUCUCACCAUUCUCGUGUACUCUGUGUGCCUCUCCUGUGUGCAGGAGGUGACAGUGGUUUUUCAUGUCCCUCAGAAAAACAGCAGGGCCAGGAAGGGAGAGACACCACUGAAACCACACUACUUCCAGCUCGGGGCCAUAGGUUGUUGUGUCACCAGCUCUGUCCCCUUGUGCAGAGUUGGGAACUGGCUGAGUCACUGACCACUGCUGGCCCGGGCCCAGGACUCUGUUCUGGAUUCCUUAGAAAUGUGCAGCUGACGCCAAAGUCAGCUGAGUAGUAGCUUCAGUUCCUUUGCCUGUGGGUUGAAGGAAGAUGGAGUUGUUACUCGUGUUCCAGAAAUGUACUGGGUUUUAAAUCAGCGUUUUAAAACUGUUCUGGAAUAAAACUCAAUUGCGAA
Hipposideros armiger (great roundleaf bat) is the source of this 2776-nucleotide messenger RNA. RefSeq names its product apoptosis enhancing nuclease (gene AEN). NCBI's taxonomy places the organism in Eukaryota, Metazoa, Chordata, Mammalia, Chiroptera, Hipposideridae. Gene Ontology annotation, cellular component: nucleus. Gene Ontology annotation, biological process: intrinsic apoptotic signaling pathway in response to DNA damage by p53 class mediator. The record is from RefSeq and is a predicted model, not a curated record. Bases 33 to 1121 code for a protein of 362 amino acids. Gene Ontology annotation, molecular function: nucleic acid binding; exonuclease activity. The transcript has 4 exons.